AUGCUGUUGAAAUCUCUUCUGCCCGCAGCGGCAGCCGUCCACAUGGCUGCUGCGCAAGAGCUUAUGCGCUUCGGAUGCUCCCAGCUUACUAUCGACAGAAUCGACCCGCUGGUAGAGCCGGGUAAUAUGCCCUCGGCACACAUGCACCAGAUCAUCGGCGGAAAUUCUCUUAACGCUUCCAUGAAACCUAACGACCACGACCCGCCUACGGUCUCCACUUGUACUAGUUGUACCUAUUCCGAAGACUUUUCCAACUACUGGACGGCCAACCUAUAUUUCCGGGCUCGCAACGGCACCUAUAAACGAGUACCACAGUUUGCCAACCUAGGACUUAACGUCGAGGCCGGCAUGACUGUCUAUUACAUCCGUGGUUACCAGCCUAAUGCCAAAGUUACUGCAUUCCCGCCGGGCUUCCGAAUGCUUGUCGGCGAUCCGAUGAACAGACAAGCCAGCACAAUGCAGAAGGGCCUCUGCUACCGAUGUGAAGUUAAUAUGGCCCAGAAUCCAUUCGGGGGCGCCCCUUGCACAGGGUCAGACACGCAAGCGUUCCCCAAGGACGCAUGCGGUGGAGGAUGGCGAGUAUCUGUGCAUUUCCCAUCAUGUUGGGACGGCAAGAACUUAGAUUCGCCCGACCACAAGUCCCACGUGGCGUAUCCUGCUUCGGGAACGUUCGAGAGCGGUGGUGCUUGUCCUUCAACCCACCCGGUCAAGAUCCCGCAGAUCAUGUAUGAGAUCAUGUUCGACACACGUGCUUUCAACAACAAGGCCGAGUGGCCUGCAGAUGGGUCUCAGCCGUUUGUAUGGAGUAUGAACGACACCACAGGAUAUGGCCUGCACGGCGAUUAUCUGUUCGGUUGGAAAGGCGACGCCCUCCAGAGGGCUAUGGAUGGAAAGUGCUCCGGCGACCGCUGCUCGCCGCUGCAGAGACAGACAGACCAGGCUGCCGUAGACUGUGUCAAGUCGCAAAGUGUUAAGGAAGAUAUUGGUGACGACUGGCUCCCUGGUCUCCCUGGCUGGUAA
Molecule: messenger RNA, 1020 nt
Organism: Daldinia childiae
Lineage: Eukaryota; Fungi; Ascomycota; Sordariomycetes; Xylariales; Hypoxylaceae
Exons: 4
Coding region: 1-1020 (339 amino acids)
Source: RefSeq, a predicted model, not a curated record